Messenger RNA from Aspergillus ochraceoroseus IBT 24754, 1899 nucleotides. RefSeq names its product alpha-1,2-mannosyltransferase ALG11. Gene Ontology annotation, molecular function: GDP-Man:Man(3)GlcNAc(2)-PP-Dol alpha-1,2-mannosyltransferase activity. Gene Ontology annotation, cellular component: endoplasmic reticulum membrane. The record is from RefSeq and is a predicted model, not a curated record. Lineage: Eukaryota; Fungi; Ascomycota; Eurotiomycetes; Eurotiales; Aspergillaceae. The transcript has 3 exons. Bases 78 to 1874 code for a protein of 598 amino acids. Gene Ontology annotation, biological process: protein N-linked glycosylation.
CUCAGCUGGAGAACACAACAACAGCCUGUCGCGGACAGGAAUGAUUUGAGAGGUUAUUCUAUCCCGCGGAUAUCAUGAUGCUGUUUCUUCUCAAGUCCCUAAUCACCUUGCUGGCCCUCCUUGCAGCCUGCGUGGUGCUUCCCCAGCUUCCUUUGGGCCUGCUCCGAAUCGUACUCCGCUGCGUAGGAUGGGUGAUUCGCAAGAGAACUCAGUCUCGCAGGGAGGCCAUUCUUAAUCGUGUUCGAGCGGACGAGGAAGAACUGCGUUCAAAACGGCCGAAAACGGUUCCUUCUUCGGCAACCCAGGCUGAGGAUGAAGAUUGGGAGCAGGUCGACCCAUCCAGCAGUUCGUCUAGCUCAGGUGUCGGCUCCGGAACAGCUGGCAAGCAGAAUUCCCAGCCCUCGGAGAAUGAAGACUGGAGCGGGAUCAUAGGCUUCUUCCACCCUUUCUGCAAUGCUGGUGGCGGCGGCGAACGUGUCCUUUGGGAGGCUGUCCGAGCAACCCAGAAACGAUGGCCCAAAGCUGUCUGUGCUAUCUACACAGGCGAUUAUGAAGUGACCAAAGCCACUAUGCUGGAGAGAGUCCAAACCCGCUUCAAUAUCCAACUACAUGCACCAACAGUCGAGCUGCUCUAUCUAACAUCUCGCAAAUAUGUCCAGAGCAGCAUGUACCCCUACAUGACGCUGUUGGGCCAGUCCCUUGGCUCUCUAAUCGUUGGCUAUGACGCCUUCACUCUACUUGUGCCAGACAUCUUCAUCGACACCAUGGGCUACGCGUUUGCGAUCGCUUUCUGCAAGCUCCUCUUCCCAGGCGUCCCAACAGCCGCCUACGUGCACUAUCCCACCAUCUCCACCGACAUGCUCCAGUCGCUAGACGACCAGACCGGUCUCCAAGGCGUCAACGCCGGCGCCGGCAAGGGUCUCAAGGGCACUCUCAAACGCAAGUACUGGCUUGCCUUUGCGCGCCUCUACGGCUGGGUCGGCAGCCACGUCGACGUCGUGAUGUGCAACUCCUCCUGGACCGCCGCGCACAUCCGCGCCCUCUGGGGGCCCUCUCGCGCGUCUCUACCCGCCCUAACCUCCACCUCCAAGGAUACACCCGGAUCCCCAGACCACCCCACAGUCAUCUUCCCGCCCACGGCGGUCUCGGAACUGGAAUCCAAAAUCGUUGUCUCCGAAGCCACCGAGCGAGACCUCCGCACCCCGACCAUUCUCUACAUCGCCCAGUUCCGUCCCGAAAAGAACCACCCCCUUGUCCUCCGCUCUUUUGCCCGUUUCCUCAAAACCCGCCACCACCACCACCACCACCACCACCACAUAUCUUCCUCGCCCGCUGACAACGACCCCGAACAUGAACUCCACAAUAAUGCCAACAACGUCGCCCCCCAGGAUCCAAAACUCGUCCUCAUCGGGUCCGUCCGCCACGCCAGCCCCGAUGAAACCCACAUCUACAACCUCCGCCUCCUCGCCCACGAACUGCGCAUCCGCGACCAAACCACCUUCCUCUGCGACGCCUCGUGGCCUACAAUCCUACAGCACCUCUCGACUUCCUCUGUCGGCGUCAACGCAAUGUGGAACGAGCACUUCGGCAUCUGCGUCGUCGAGUACCAGGCCGCCGGCCUGAUCUGCGUCGUCCACGACUCUGGCGGGCCGCGCGAGGAUAUCGUCGUUGACCUUGGAGACGGCGCAACCGGGUUCCACGCCCAGACGGAGGAGGAGUUCGCGGCGGCCUUUGAGGCGGCGUUGGCCUUGUCGGCGGAGGAGAAGAUGGCCAUGAGGUUAAGGGCUAGGAAGUCCGCGUUGAGAUUCACCGAGGAAGAGUUUGCCGUUAAGUGGGUGGGGGAGAUUGGGAAGUUGGUUAGGAUGACAGCGUGAAAUCUCUUCUCUUUUUUUUUCUUAG